Necator americanus (New World hookworm) is the source of this 228-nucleotide messenger RNA. RefSeq lists its product as uncharacterized. The transcript has a single exon. NCBI's taxonomy places the organism in Eukaryota, Metazoa, Nematoda, Chromadorea, Rhabditida, Ancylostomatidae. The coding region runs from base 1 to 228 and encodes 75 amino acids. The record is from RefSeq and is a predicted model, not a curated record.
AUGUCAGCUCUCAGUAUCGUUACUCAUUGGAAACGAUUAGCUGUUUGUACCACAGAGGUCUUUGCCGCCUUACCUGAGCUCACUUUCUUUUUCUGUAUGGCUGAGCACGCGCAAAAAAUGGUUGUAGAUCCUGAGGGGGAUUCGGACGAAGAUCUCCACAAUCGUGAGCAACCACCGGAAGCAGUGCUUGAGCGUUGGAUAGUUGGAGAAGACAGCCUUCAUGAUUAA